AUGAAAAGUAUAUCAAUAAAACAAUUGGAAGCAAUAGUAAUAUUAGAUACAGAUGGAAAAAGAAUUGCAGUAAAAUAUUACAAUGAUAAACUAUCAUUUAAAGGAGAAGAUAAAUUAAAUAAUCUUAUUAGUAGUAAAGAAUCAAUAAAUUAUAACUGUGAAGAUAUAUAUAAUAAUUUUAAAACGGUAGAAGAUCAAAAAUUAUUUGAAAAUGAUAUAACAGAGAAAGUUAAAAAAUUAGGUUUUAACUCUAAUGAAGUUGAAAUUGUUAUUUUAAAUAAAUAUAUAAUUCUAUGUUUACCAAUUAACGAUGUAAAUAUUUAUAUUAUUGGUGAUGAAAAUGACAAUGAAAUCAUCCUACAUGAAAUUAUACAAACUGUUGAAAAAGCAUUAAAUAAUAUAACAAAUAAUCAAAUAGGAAAGAGACAACUAAUUGAUAAAUUAGAUUCUGUUUAUUUAAUUUUAGACGAAAUUGCAGAUAGUGGGAUAAUAAUGGAAACUAAUCCUAAUGUAAUUAUUAAUAGAUUAUAUAUGCAUGAAGGAGAUCUACAAGAACAUACACCGCUUAAUCAAGCAAUUUCAUCAGCUAAAGAAAAUAUAAUUAGAAGCUUACUAAGUGGAACAUAA
Plasmodium gallinaceum is the source of this 627-nucleotide messenger RNA. RefSeq names its product coatomer subunit zeta, putative. Bases 1 to 627 code for a protein of 208 amino acids. Lineage: Eukaryota; Apicomplexa; Aconoidasida; Haemosporida; Plasmodiidae. The record is from RefSeq and is a predicted model, not a curated record. Gene Ontology annotation, biological process: intra-Golgi vesicle-mediated transport; retrograde vesicle-mediated transport, Golgi to endoplasmic reticulum; intracellular protein transport. Gene Ontology annotation, cellular component: COPI vesicle coat. The transcript has a single exon.